AAUGGCCGUUCAGGAGCAAGUGAAGGUUGUGCUUCCGCAAUGGCGGCCGCUGCUCGCUGACGGUACUGCUGUGGGCAUCGUGGCCGCGGCUUCUUAUUCCGUGUUGUCGGUGUUUCCCCACCCCCAAUCCCCGCGGUCAUGUCUGCACGGUGCCGGGCCACCGCCGUUUUCUGCCUCAGUCUCUGCUACGUAGCGGCGGCGGCAGCCGAGCUGCAAGAAAAGGAUGAAGCGGCGAAAGCGGAGACCGGGCAGCAGAAAAUAUCUUCAGCACAUCCUAUGGCUAACAUUGUAAGCGAUGAGUCUGUUACCAAAACAAACCUGGGUUUCAUACACGCCUUUGUUGCUUCCAUAUCGGUCAUUAUCGUCUCUGAGCUGGGUGACAAGACAUUCUUCAUAGCAGCUAUCAUGGCCAUGCGCUACAAUCGCCUCACUGUGCUCGCUGGAGCUAUGCUGGCUUUGGGAUUGAUGACCUGUCUAUCUGUUCUCUUUGGCUAUGCGACUACAAUAAUUCCUCGGAAGUAUACAUAUUAUGUAUCAACGGCACUUUUUGCAAUAUUUGGUUUCCGGAUGCUUUGGGAAGGCUUGAAGAUGAGUCCUGAUGAAGGUCAGGAAGAACUGGAAGAAGUACAGGCAGAAAUCAAAAAGAAGGAUGAAGCUCUUCAGCGAUCAAAAACUGCAAAUGGUCCACAGGAUAUUGAGUCGGGAUCAUCGGCACAUCUGUCACAAAAGAGGCGAAUGCCUUGUAUUUCUCCAAUUUUCGUUCAGGCGUUUACACUCACAUUUUUGGCAGAAUGGGGAGAUCGAUCACAACUAACAACCAUUGUAUUGGCUGCCAGGGAGGAUCCUUUUGGUGUUGCUGUGGGUGGAACAUUAGGGCACUGUCUUUGUACUGGAUUGGCAGUUAUUGGAGGAAGGAUGGUUGCCCAGAAAAUCUCUGUUCGAACGGUGACCAUCAUUGGUGGAAUAGUUUUCCUGGCAUUUGCACUUUCUGCCUUGUUCAUCAGUCCAGACAGCGGGUUCUAACAGGUUUUUCAGGAAUGCUAACAUGUAUCAUCCAUUUCCAGAUAUCAGAAUUAAUAUUUAUCGAUGUACAGUGUAACUGCAAAGGACUUGUGCCUCUUGUAUAGUUUACAUGUCUUUUAGAUUCUGAAGGCAAGUCUUGACUUUUUCAACCCAAAUGACCUCACUGUAUAUUUCAGUUUCUGUAUAACUAUUUCAAUAUGUAGGUGCCUCACCACAUAAAUGCUAUAAAUAUAAUUGAUUUUUAAAAUGUGUGAGCUUUGGAGGUCGUUUUGAGGGUACUGAACACUAAAAAAACCCUUUUUAUACAAUGGUUUUUGGCAGUGAAGUAAAUUAUACUGCAGUACUUUUUUAAAAAAAUAUUCUCAACUAUUCUGUUUGGAGCACUCCCUUUGUCUCAACAUCUGUCCAUUUUUCUUGUUAACAUGUAGUUAAAACAUUGUGUAACACCGAUUCUCCAAAAACUGGGCCUUCAUUACAUUAAUUGGAGGGAUCAUUGUAAUAUAGAUUGCAAAUGUUAAAUGUCUUUUUAAGGAAUCUUUUAUUUAAUUGGUCAUGCCUUGCCAAAAAGCAGAUACUAUUGGAUCAGGUUUAAAAGGGCACUUGAGUCCUUAAUGGCAUCAUAAUUAUUAGAAUUGUUUCUGAAUUCCAAUAACUAGGUUUGUGAGGUGACUGUUAUUUGUAAUCAUUUAAAUUGUAACUGUAGUGUUCGUGCAAAUUAGUGCUCUUCUGUUGUCGACAGAACUGCAGUAUUAUAGUGGCUACUUUCUACUUUCCCUGUGUUUUUUGAUUUAGAUUGAAACUGCUUGUUAUUAACUUUUUUAAACAUAAUACAGGUAUUGAUCAGGUACACCCUGUCUAUCUUUUGAUAGUGUUGGAAUUAGAUUCUUGUGAAAAGCUGAUAUUGCACCUGACUUUCAAAGUUCACUGUAGAGAUUACAGUGAGUGCUCUGAUUUUGCCAGAUGUUGCAAUUUUAGUUUAUUUUGGUUAUUAGAUUCGGACUUACAGGACAUGCAAUGAAGUCUUGCUUGGUUUCAGUUAUGUUUGUAAAGCAGUGUGGAUUCCUGAGAUGAAUUAGGCUUAACGGAUUCUUUUGUGCAUACCUGCUGCAUAGCCUCAUUUUAAAAAGAAAACGCAAAGAAUUGUGGUUAUUGGAAAUCUGAAUCAAGAACAAAACAUGCUGGAGAAAUUUGCAAGACACAACCACUAAAUUAUGUGAAUGCUAGAGGCAGACAUGUAGUUUAUCAACUGUCAAAAUGUACAACAUACUUUUAACCUUGAAUAUCCUGGGUCAGCCUCCACUUUAUACUCCCCUUUGAACUGUUUCACAAAUAUAAAUAGUGCAAACAGUCACAAUGCAAUAUGCUGUUUUCUGCCAAGACAUUUUGAAAUAACCAAGAUUGGAACUAGAAGCUAAAACUACUUUUCACUUGGAUCUAGCCUCCUGGAUAUGCACUUGCCUGUGGAAAUAUUUCAACGAGAAUGAGAAUUUUAUACUGGAAAUAAUUAUUUCUAUAAUGUGAACUUUUUCAGUUUUGCAUGUGAAAAUGCCUUAAUACACAGGGAUUGGUAAUUUGGAGCAGCAUUUAGCUUGGACUAAUGUAAAAUUCAUUGCAUAAUAGUAAGUAAAAGAGUAUUUGUAAAAAUGGGUAUUUUUUUUUGUUCCACUGGCCCACAGAAAAAUGCAAAGCCACAGAAGGAAUUAUUGCUUGGCAGCUCAUGCUGUGGCCCAUGAGGGAAUUGAUAUUAUGGAAAUUUAAAGGGAAAUAUUAACACUAGCAUUGCAGUUUUGAGGAACACAUGACAGAGGAUUUGUGCUAGUGUUACAACACUAAUCAACUCUAAUAAUUUAAUCAUGUAUCCUAUUGACUUAUGUUCUAGUGGUGGCCCUACCCAUUUUUAGAAUUUAAUUCUGUGCUGAGCACAAGAUCAAUAAUUUUACUCUUUGCGCAGUCACUGUGAACAGCUUUACUUUUUAAAAUCUACUAUGGUACUUAACUCUGCAGCAAGUGAAUAAUAAUUGAUAAAUACUGGAAUUUGAAUUUCCAGUUCUAUUUUGUGGGGUUAAUGCAGUGAAUGUCAGUGUUUUUGGCAAGCGGUGUUACAUUUCAGUUCUUGGUACAGACAGGAUCUUAUCUAAUUUAUCCUUAUCUAUGGAGUAAUUCUCUGCUUUUUCAAUAAAUGAAAAUUGAAGGUUUUGUAUUAAGAUAUUUGAGUGUUUAGUUUUGUGGUCUUCCAGUCAUUUGGGGAUCCUCCACAAGCCUUUGUGUUCUAUCACUUAACUGACUCUGUCCAGGUCCGAGCAGAGUCUUCCUAAAAUGACUUGCAACGAUUAAAAUCUCCUACAAAAAUUAUGCAUCUGAUGAAAAAUUAUAUCAUCAUGUUUCCUAUUGACUUAAGUUCUGAUAGUGCAGCAUACUUGUAACUGCAGGUGCAGUGCUGUCUUUAGUUUCAGCUGUGGUACUGAAAGUCUUUAAUGUUUGAACUCCCAACAUUCUUCAAAGUUAUUCAAAUUAGUUGGUACACAGGAGUAAAAGUAAAUACUUCAUUUGCACUGGAUUAGUUUAUACAAUCUGUAUGCUGCAACGUUUUUGUGAAUGGCAGUUUGCAAAAUUGUCAACAUUUUCUUGUUAAAAUAGAAAAUUGUAAGAAACCAACUUGAUUGUACAGAUUAGAUUUGUACAUAUUGCUAUUAUCAGUGGCUGUACUUUAAAUAAAAGUAUGAAAGGAAA
Molecule: messenger RNA, 3753 nt
Organism: Stegostoma tigrinum
Lineage: Eukaryota; Metazoa; Chordata; Chondrichthyes; Orectolobiformes; Stegostomatidae
Gene: tmem165
Product: transmembrane protein 165
Exons: 6
Coding region: 139-1023 (294 amino acids)
Biological process (GO): manganese ion transmembrane transport; Golgi calcium ion homeostasis; Golgi calcium ion transport
Cellular component (GO): Golgi apparatus
Molecular function (GO): manganese ion transmembrane transporter activity; calcium ion transmembrane transporter activity
Source: RefSeq, a predicted model, not a curated record